CGAGUGUUGUUGUCAGUCGUAUCUACAAGGUUAAGCCUUUAUACAGUAACCGUGCGCGCGAUGAGCCGACGACGCGCGCCGCCGGCUGCUACAUCAGAUGGACGCGAGCGCAGACCCGUCCUCCUCUUCCGUGCGUCCGCUGCUAAACACGACUCCCACCCGCCCAUGCGUCGCGGUCACGACUUGAUCAUCUCGCCCACGCCGCCGCCGAUGCCCAUGAACGACAGCGACCCGCCGCUUCCGCCGUUCCCUCGGCUAGCGCCCGCCUGUCGCUCUCGCAUCAUUCGCGAGGUUCCGCGUUUUUUGUUCGACCUGACCGCCUGCGGUAUCCUGAGUUUCGCGAGCUCGACCGAGUCGACGCGCCGCAUGCCGCCUUUCAGCUUCUUGUGCACUUUCGCGUCGACGCCGCCUUGCCUCGACCUAUCGUUCGUCCCCGCGCUCGGGUCGUCCAUAUCGUCGAGGUCGACGCUCCUCUUGCUCGAGCUGAAAAGUUGUUGCAUCUUUCGCUCGUUCUCUGUCGGCAAAUAUCUUCUUCGCGUCACCAGACUUUCCUCGGGUUGCCGACGCGUCUUGGCGUCGUGAGCGAGACGACGGACUCGACAAACGCGCUGGAAUCACACGCGUGGAGACGUGCGGGAACGUUUCAAGUCGCGCGGAGCGAUAUUCGCGACCGUCGCG
Messenger RNA from Micromonas pusilla CCMP1545, 678 nucleotides. RefSeq lists its product as uncharacterized. The transcript is spliced from 2 exons. The coding region runs from base 61 to 582 and encodes 173 amino acids. NCBI's taxonomy places the organism in Eukaryota, Viridiplantae, Chlorophyta, Mamiellophyceae, Mamiellales, Mamiellaceae. The record is from RefSeq and is a predicted model, not a curated record.